AUGUCUUAUAUUUAAUUACUUAAACAGGUAAUGAAUUAAGAAAGUAAUUACUCCCCUGAGUUGAGUAGGUUUGAACCAAGACAGAUGCUUGGGAAAGGAGCUUUUGCGACGGUUAUUUCAGCCUUUGACAAGGUUAAGCGAAUUAAUGUUGCAAUCAAGAUUGUUGAAAAAAAGUUGUUCAGAAGUAAGGAGUAGGAGGAUGCCAUACGUCAGGAAGCACUCACUCUCUAAACAUUGUUCCAUAAAAAUAUCAUAUAGAUUUUGGGAUUUUUUGAGACACAGCAAAAGUUUUAUAUAGUCAUGAAUCAAGUGGAUGGGGUGACUUUGGAAGAAUACAUACCCAAAUUAUAGAUGCAUGAAGUUACUCCAAUAAUUAAGCAAAUAUUGAGGGCUUUGAGUUAUUUGCAUUAGAAAGAUAUUGUUCACAGAGACAUAAAGCCUGAGAAUAUCUUAAUUGGGGGGAAUGGAGAGGAGUUGAGUGUGACUCUGAUUGAUUUCGGGUUAUCAGCAUCUGUCAAUCGAAUUGAGGACGGAUUGAUGAGUAAGAAUUGUGGGACUCUGUUGUAUCAAGCUCCAGAAUUGAUUAAAAAGGGAAAUUACACAAGAUCGGUAGAUAUUUGGGCUUUGGGAAUAGUGGUGUAUAAUAUGCUAUACAAGGGAGAACAUCCCUUCUAUCGAAAUGGGGAUACUAAAAUAACUUAUUGUGAAAAAAUUAAGGGAUUUUCACUGAACUUUAAAAUCGAUGAGGAUUAGGAUACAAGAAACUUUUUGGAAAGAACGAUUGCCUAUUUACCAGAACAUCGUUUAACGGCUAAUUAAUGUCUAGAACAUCCUUGGAUUACAGGGAAGGGAGAUAUCUCUGUGCCUUUCACAUUGAAUGAAAUAAUUUAAUGCUAAGUUAAGAAAGAAUAGAGAAUAGCCAAGUACAUUAAGAUGUUUGUGUUUUUGAAAUAUUUGAUGAUCAAAUCAAAAGAUGCACUUGGUAAAACCGAUGAAAUCAAUGAAACUGGAUCACCUCAUGAUAAUGUAUCUAUAAUAGGAUCAGAAUUAUCAAUAGCAUCAAAUAAUUUUAGGAUUCGUCCUUUAAUGAUGAAAUCCUAGACCAAAUUAAAUAAAGUGUGGAAUAAUGAUAGCAGCAGUAAUUCUUUUGUUGGAGAUAGCAGUAGAAAUACAACAGAUAUGAUACCAGAAACGUUUGUGCAGACGAAUAGAACAACUUUUACGAAAAAGCAAUUGAGAAAAAGUAAUUCGAUGAAUCCUUAAGAGAUGAUGAAUAAACUGAAAAUGAUGAAUGCUUAAAAGGCACCUCAGAAGGAAGCUCCUCAAUUGAAGAAUAGAAGAAUAAUCUCUAAUUUCCAUAAGAGCAAUCAAAAGUUGGUAACUGAAGCAUCGAGUCAAAGAUCAAACAUAGAUUGCUUAAAUAAGAUUCCUAACUCGCCUUUGAAUAAUACGAUUGCCCAUUUUCAAAGAUCAAAUUUCUCUAAAAAACCUGCAUAAUUGUGA
Molecule: messenger RNA, 1503 nt
Organism: Paramecium tetraurelia
Lineage: Eukaryota; Ciliophora; Oligohymenophorea; Peniculida; Parameciidae
Exons: 4
Biological process (GO): mitotic DNA damage checkpoint signaling; protein phosphorylation
Cellular component (GO): nucleus
Molecular function (GO): protein serine/threonine kinase activity; ATP binding
Source: RefSeq, a predicted model, not a curated record